AAGGUCCUGUUGACGAACAGGUUUAAAAGCCCAAGAAAUCUUCAUUUGGUCAUUAUUGUUCAUUUUAGCGUUACCAUGCACUCUAACUCCAUGAUGCGAAUCGCUUAUUUGACUCUUGGGCUAUUUUUUCUGGUCGAAUGCGUGUUUUCACAUGCUCUUCCUGAAAUUGAAAAUUCCAAUAAUGUUGGAAUUGACUGGCAAAGUUUGAGAGAAGGAGAUGAAGGUGAUAAUGAUCAGAUUGUUGGCGGAACCGCAGCUGCCGCAGGAGAAAUUCCUUACCAGGCUGCUUUGAUUCUCGGAAAUAGCUUAUGCGGUGGAACCUUGAUUGCCCCCUCCAUUAUUUUGACAGCAGCUCAUUGCUUAUCCGGAAAAACUCAAACGUCUGUGAGUACAUUUACUGUAAGAGUUAACACACUUGCAUUGAACGGCGCUACCACUGGUUCUGUUAGUAGAGGAGUAACGAAAUUCGUCAUUCACCCUUCUUACGUCCCCAGAACUAACGAUAACGAUAUCGCCCUUAUGAAGUUAAACUCCCCUAUUACAAACGUCAAGCUUGCUACUCUACCAGCUGUUGCAACAUCAUGCUCCCCAGCCAGCACUUACGCAAGGCAAUCGGCUCUCAUUUCCGGAUGGGGCACUACAUCAUCAGGGGGUAGCAUCUCUCAGACGCUGCUCAAGGCAACUGUCACAGUUUUAGAUAAUGCUGCAUGUAAGUUGCAAUACAGUACACUUACCGAUAACAUGAUCUGUGCUGCCGCCCCGGGUAAGGAUACAUGUCAGGGUGACAGUGGUGGUCCAAUGAUGGUUGGAGGUGUUCAAGUUGGCAUCACCUCAUUCGGAAGGGGUUGUGCUCUGCCGAAUUUUGCUGGUGUUUACACCCGAGUCACCCAAUACCUUAGCUGGAUUUCUUCCACCUCUGCCUCAAUGUAGUAAUCUUUUAGAUGAAAUCAUCCGAAUAUACCAACAUUGAAGGCUGAACGGAAACGACCAAUUCAAUCUUUAAUAAAAACUACAGCAUUCAAUAUCACAUUAUAUUAUUGAUUAAUGAGUACUAAAAAUAUAGAUCAGCAAUACUAAAA
Daphnia pulicaria is the source of this 1079-nucleotide messenger RNA. RefSeq names its product trypsin-like. Gene Ontology annotation, biological process: proteolysis. The transcript is spliced from 8 exons. Gene Ontology annotation, molecular function: serine-type endopeptidase activity. Bases 76 to 930 code for a protein of 284 amino acids. NCBI's taxonomy places the organism in Eukaryota, Metazoa, Arthropoda, Branchiopoda, Diplostraca, Daphniidae. The record is from RefSeq and is a predicted model, not a curated record.